Messenger RNA from Caenorhabditis elegans, 936 nucleotides. It is a transcript of the gene srz-104, whose product is annotated as Serpentine Receptor, class Z. The coding region runs from base 1 to 936 and encodes 311 amino acids. The transcript is spliced from 5 exons. Lineage: Eukaryota; Metazoa; Nematoda; Chromadorea; Rhabditida; Rhabditidae. The record is from RefSeq and is marked reviewed.
AUGGAUUUCGCUUAUUUUCCAAGCAUAACUAAUUCGACAGAUAAUAUAAAGGUAGAGAAAAAUUUGCUAGGAUACUAUAUUACCGCAAUUGCAAUAUUUUUAAUGGCAAACUUAGCUUUAUGUCUGUAUGUUCAAAAAUUGUAUAAUUCGAAGCGGGAAAAGACGUUACCGAUCGUCACACAUCUCUACAAAACAGGCCAAAAUUCUUCUUAUCUAGUCAUCUACAUAUCAAUCUCAAUACUCAGCUAUCUAGUAGGAAUGGUGUGGAAUAUAUUUGAUAUGGAUCAGGAUCACAAUCACUCUACACUAAAUCUGAUGGCUAUCUGUAAUUUCCUUGUAAUUGUAGCUGCGCUCCUGUUCCUCACCGCUUUUAGAGGCGCAUUUGAUUUUCUUGUUGUUUUAUCAAGUAUCCAAAUUAGCCUACUUUACUUUUUUCCGGCGAUUGAAGGAACACUAACGAAAAUUCAGAACUUGGUUAUCCGCUUCAUUCUUAUAAUAUACUUUUUGUGUGGUUUCAUGGGGAUGACAAGAAUAGCUUUAACGUACGGUAAAGAUGUGCUGAGGGGCUUACCAGACGGCACAAGUUUAGUCAAGAUUCGAGAUGUUGUCUAUAUGGAAACUUUUGUACUCAACGGGAUUUUUCUCUUUUCAUCGAUAAUUAAUUUCUUGGGCAUCAUCGGAGAACAUCCUAAGUUGCAGAAGUACAUGUUCUGUCAGUCAUUUCUUGUAUUUAUCGAGAAAACGAUAAGCUCCAUUUAUAUCACUGACGAUUACUGGGAUUUUACCUUUCUCUUCAUAGUCGAUCUUUUCACAUUACCAUUGAUUAUUCAAUUAUCAUAUUUGAUAACUUUUGGGAAUUUGAGUGUUCUGAGGAAACUGAAAAGUUUGAAAAUCAAAUGUGGAACUCGAGUUCAUCCGGAAACUGUUGUGCAAUGA